Molecule: messenger RNA, 1822 nt
Organism: Pongo pygmaeus (Bornean orangutan)
Lineage: Eukaryota; Metazoa; Chordata; Mammalia; Primates; Hominidae
Product: NXPE family member 2
Exons: 6
Coding region: 51-1730 (559 amino acids)
Source: RefSeq, a predicted model, not a curated record
AAUCAAGGAGAGUCUCUGGACAACUAUAAUUUCUGUGAGAACACGAGAAGAUGAUGGAGAAAAUACUCAACCAUAGGAUACUCACUUUGUUUCCAAAUGCCAUAGCUCGAAAAUUACUGCUGAUGUUGAUAUUUAUCUUAAUUUUCUGGGUCAUUUACUUGGCUUCAAAAGACCACACAAAGUUCUUGUUCAGCUUGGAAAACCAUAUUAUCCUGAACCAAGGGAACAUCUUCAAAAAAUAUUCACACUCUGAAACACCACUGUGUCCAGCAGUUUCACCAAAAGAGACUGAACUUAGAAUAAAGGACAUUAUGGAGAAACUAGACCAGCAGAUCCCACCCAGACCUUUCACCCAUGUGAAUACCACCACCAGUGCCACACACAGCACAGCCACCAUCCUCAACCCUCAAGAUAUGUACUGCAGAGGGGAUCAGCUGGACAUCCUUCUGGAGGUGAGGGACCACUUGGGACGCAGGAAGCAAUAUGGUGGGGAUUUCCUGAGGGCCAGGAUAUACUCCCCAGCCCUAAUGGCAGGUGCUUCGGGAAAGGUGACUGACUUCAACAACGGCACCUACCUGGUCAGCUUCACUCUGUUCUGGGAGGGCCAGGUCUCCCUGUCUCUGCUGCUCAUCCACCCCAGUGAAGGGGUGUCAGCUCUCUGGAGGGCAAGGAAUCAAGGAUGUGAUAGGAUCAUCUUCAUUGGCCUGUUUGCCAACAGAAGCUCCAAUGUCUUCACUGAAUGUGGCCUGACCCUAAACACAAAUGCUGAACUGUGCCAGUACAUGGAUGACAGAGACCAAGAAGCCUUCUACUGUGUGAGGCCUCAACAUAUGCCCUGUGAGGCCUUGACCCACAUGACCACUAGGACAAGAAAUAUUUCCUAUCUUAGCAAGGAAGAAUGGAGCCUUUUCCACAGGUCCAACAUAGGAGUUGAAAUGAUGAAGAACUUUACCCCCAUUGAGGUUGUACCAUGUAACAAGAGCGAGAACAUAAAAAAGAACUGCCAGAUUGGAAUGAAGACUCCUUUCCCCAGUGGUUAUACUUUGAAAAAAAUGUGGAUUACAGCAUUUUGUAAACAGAUCAAGUUCAAUGAAACAAAAAAUAUAAAUGACUGCUUGGCAAGAAAACUUAUUUAUCUCAUGGGAGAUUCAACACUGCGUCAGUGGAUUUACUACUUACAAAAAGCUGUGAAAACCCUAAAAUAUUUUGAUCAUCAUGGAGCUGGGAUCUUUAAAACAUAUGUUCUUCUGGAUGUUGAAAGACAUAUUUUGAUUCAGUGGAAAAAACAUGGUCAUCCAUUUGUUACCAAAAAGUUAUUCUCAGUGAAAGAUGAAAACUAUAUCCCACGGGAAAUUGACCGGGUAGCAGGAGACAAAAACACAGCCAUUGUCAUUACCCUCGGCCAACACUUCAGACCCUUUCCCAUCAACAUUUUCAUCCGUAGGGCCAUCAAUAUUCAAAAGGCCAUUGAACGUCUAUUCUUGCGAAGCCCGGAGACCAAGGUGAUACUUAAAACUGAAAAUACCAGAGAGAUACAACAAAAUGCAGAGAUGUUCAGUGACUUUCAUGGCUAUAUUCAGAAUCUUAUCAUAAGAGAUAUUUUUGUGGAUCUUAAUGUGGGUAUUAUUGAUGCCUGGGACAUGACGAUUGCAUAUUGCACCAACAAUGCCCAUCCACCGGAUUAUGUGAUUCAAAAUCAGAUUGGCAUGUUCUUAAACUAUAUUUGUUAGAGGAAAAAUACAAAAAUAGCACUAGCCACUUUCUAUAGAUGAUCUCACAUAUACAGCGAAGAUAGUUUAAUGCAAUCCAAGUUUUGAGGAAA